AUCCAAUUAUAACUCUCACUACCCACAACACAAACAAAGAAGUGCGAAGCUUGAGUGUGUGAGAACUAUAUGGAGGUAUAUGCGAAGAAGCUUGCCUUUGUGGCACUGGUCGUGGCAUUAGCUCUAGUGUCAGCUGAGCCCAUGGUGGCCAACGGUGAGACCAUUUGCCACAUGACAGAUGAUGGUUUGAAGUCCUGCAGGCCAUCAGUUUCAGGCCAAAAUCCUACUGCGCCAUCAGAUUCAUGUUGCUCGGCUCUUUCCAAGGCUGACUUCCAAUGCCUUUGCUUUUACAAGAAUAAUUACCCCUGGCUGUUGUCCGCAAACAAGAUCGAUCCUGACCUGGCCAUGCAGCUUCCUGCCAAAUGCAACCUUGUUGGCCAGUCUUUCCAUUGCUAAAAAUCUGCAUCUUCCUUUAACACAACGUGUACUUCAUCCUUUAUUGGGGUUUUAUUUGUCGUUUUUGUUCUUUCAAUUCCCACUUUAAUUGGUAUCUUGUUUUGGAUUUGGUUUGGCUUCUUUGUUUCUAGUAGUUUGUUUUAAUUUUCGUUGUGUUCUGAUCUCUGAAGACUAAAAAUAAUAUCUGUGUUGUUGUGAAAUUGUAUUAAA
Hevea brasiliensis (rubber tree) is the source of this 606-nucleotide messenger RNA. RefSeq names its product putative lipid-transfer protein DIR1. NCBI's taxonomy places the organism in Eukaryota, Viridiplantae, Streptophyta, Magnoliopsida, Malpighiales, Euphorbiaceae. The record is from RefSeq and is a predicted model, not a curated record. The transcript has a single exon. Gene Ontology annotation, molecular function: fatty acid binding. The coding region runs from base 70 to 396 and encodes 108 amino acids. Gene Ontology annotation, biological process: systemic acquired resistance.